This is a messenger RNA of Leopardus geoffroyi (Geoffroy's cat), 937 nucleotides long. It is a transcript of the gene LURAP1, whose product is annotated as leucine rich adaptor protein 1. The record is from RefSeq and is a predicted model, not a curated record. Gene Ontology annotation, biological process: positive regulation of canonical NF-kappaB signal transduction; positive regulation of cytokine production. The transcript has 2 exons. Lineage: Eukaryota; Metazoa; Chordata; Mammalia; Carnivora; Felidae. The coding region runs from base 199 to 918 and encodes 239 amino acids.
CACAUACACACGCACACGCACACGCGCGCGCGCGGCUCUGCGCUGCUUUUCUGAGUGUUACGGCGCCCUUCGACCGCCCCCGCGCGGCGCGGGCGGGGACCCACCGGUUCCGCUCGGCGCUAGUCGCGGAGAAAGGAGGACCCCUGGGAACAAGAUCCCGCCGUCCGGUCUCCCAGCACUUUUCAGCGGUAGGCCCGCAUGGAGGGGACUGCGGAGUCCCAAUCGCCUGACCUUCGAGACGUGGAGGGCAAGGUGGGCAGGAAGACCCCUGAAGGGCUGCUCCGCGGGCUGCGAGGCGAAUGGGAGCCAGGAACCUCUGGCGCCCUGCUGCUCCCUGGGGUGCCCAACACGGGCCACGGCCUGGGGGACAAGAUCGUGGCGCUGAGGAUGGAGCUGGCUUACCUGCGAGCCAUCGAUGUGAAGAUCCUGCAGCAGCUGGUGACUUUGAAUGAGGGCAUCGAGGCUGUGCGCUGGCUGUUGGAGGAGCGGGGGACAUUGACCAGCCACUGCAGCAGCCUCACCAGCAGCCAAUAUAGUCUGACAGGCGGGAGUCCAGGCCGCUCAAGGCGAGGCAGCUGGGACAGCCUGCCAGACACCAGCUCCACUGACCGGCUGGACAGUGUCUCCAUCGGCAGUUUCCUAGACACGGUGGCCCCCAGCGAGAUGGAUGAACAGGGCCCCCCUGGGGCUCCCCGUCCUGAGAUGGACUGGGCAAAGGUUAUACCCAGUGGGGACAGGGCCAGGACUGAGGUGGACCUGACAGCCACCAGGCUAGGGAACUUGAGGGCUGUAUGGAAGCCCCCAGGGGAGGGGCUCCAAGGUGGACCUCCUGAACCACUAGAGGAUGAAAGUGUUAAGCUUGGCUUUGAGGCCCACUGGUAUUGGGGGCAGUGCCAGGAUGAUGUGACCUUCUUGUAAUAACUUUCCCGUCCUUUCA